This is a messenger RNA of Rubroshorea leprosula, 1455 nucleotides long. NCBI's taxonomy places the organism in Eukaryota, Viridiplantae, Streptophyta, Magnoliopsida, Malvales, Dipterocarpaceae. The record is from the annotation of a GenBank genome assembly.
AAUAUUCAAUUUAGAACCCUAAACCCUAUCGCACAUAUCAUAAACCCGUUAUCAAUAAACCCUAACACAUACCCAAACUUUCAUACCUUAAAUCACUUAUCCUAGAUCUUAAUUCCACUUACUCUAAAUCCUAAACAAUCCAUGUAUACCUUCAUGAUUAAAGAAAAUAUGUGUGUUUUAUCAGCAAAACAAAUAUAUGAUCUAAAAUCAACGGAUGUGUAUGCUGGUGAGGUUGUAAGUAUCUUAUAUCGGCAUUUAUCAACUUUGGAUCAUAACCAAUUUGGGAAAAAUAAAGGAGUGGAAGCAACCUUCCAGGCUAUUAAGAAUGGCAUCCCUGAGAUUGCAACUGAACUUGCAAAAGCUAAUCCAAAUAUAUUGUGGAGCAGUACUGAUCCUGAGGAUUCAAGGAACAUGUUUGCAUAUGCUGUAUUACAUCGCCAAGAGAAAGUGGCACGCUUUCUUUAUGCUCGUGAGAAAAAUGCACAUUUUACCACUGAUGAAGAUGGAAACAAUACCUUACAUCUUGCAGCAAAGUUGGCUCCUCAUUUCCAACUAGAUCACAUCGCCGGUGCAGCUUUGCAGUUGCAAAGUGAAUUACGCUGGUUUAAGUCGGUAGAAGCAAUUGUUCCACGGCAUUUCAACGAAAACAAGAAUAAAGAUGAUGAAACUCCUUCCCAGGUGUUUGCUAGGGAACACAAAAACUUGUUAAAAGAAGCAGAAGAAUGGAUAAAGAAAACUGCAGAAUCUUCUACAGUCGUAGGUGCUCUUAUCAUUACUAUUAUGUUUGCUGCUGCUUUUACUCUUCCUGGUGGGAACGAUCAAAAUACAGGUUUCCCCAUAUUUUUGAACAGAACGGCACCAGUAAAUUCUCUUACGGUUACACCGUUUAGGGUAUUCAUAGUAGCAGAUGCAAUUUCCCUUUUUACUGCAUCUAGUUCAGUGUUAAUGUUUUUGGGGAUUCUCACUUCACGUUACGCUUAUGAAGAUUUUCUCAUAUCCUUGCCGAUGAAGUUGAUUGUUGGUAUUUCUUCACUCUUCAUCUCUAUUGCAACAUUGACAGUAGCAUUUUGUGCUGCUCUUUACGUGACGCUACAAUGUCGAUUGAGGGAAGUCAUUCCAGUAACUGUGCUUGCUGUUAUUCCUAUCAUGUGCUUUCUGUUGUUGCAGUCUCCUCUUCUUGUUGAGAUUAUUUCUUUGACUUUUAGGCGAGACAUCUUUAAAAAAAAUCUGUAAGAGCCCAGUUAGUUGAAUUGCUUGCUGGUUGUAUUCCUAUCAUUCCAUCCUUGGUACAUGCCGUGGACACCAGACUGAAUGUGUAGACUGAUCUAAGAAGGCAGAAAUGGAUGGUCACAGUUGAGUGUUUUUUUCUAUUUUUUUUUUUCCUGCCAUAUGGAGUUAAUUAUACGACUCUAGUCUAUGUAUAUUUUCUAGCUGUAAUAAAUACUUGUUGGAUCG